GGCAAAAAAAGGCAAAAAAAAUAAUGUAAUUUUGCUGAUUGGUCAGUCGCGCGGCGCGUUUCGAUUGGCCGUGAUCGUCUCUAACUACUGGCUCCGCCGUGGAACUUUCUGUUUGAAAACUUUCCACAAAAGGUAUAAAAUUGGUCGCUGUGGUCGGCGUCGUGAAGAUUAAAAAAACACUACAGGGUCAGCAAAAAUCGUUCUACUAUGGCUGCCCAUAUCGCGAGACGAGUCCUCCGAAGCCGACGAGCGAACGACUUCUUCUCUGCAACCACCCUUGUUCCACCUAGGGUUUUGGAUCGGAGCUUCUUCUCCACCGCUUCCGGCUCCGAUCUGAUCCGGGCCACUCUCUUCCCCGGCGAUGGCAUCGGUCCCGAGAUCGCUGAUUCCGUCAAACAGGUAUUCAAAGCUGCUGAAGUGCCAAUUGAAUGGGAUGAACACUAUGUGGGGAAUGAAAUUGAUCCCAGAACCCAGAGUUUUCUGACGUGGGAAAGCUUGGAAUCUGUACGGAAGAAUAAGGUUGGCUUGAAAGGGCCAAUGGCCACACCAAUUGGAAAGGGUCAUAGGUCACUGAACCUUACAUUAAGGAAAGAACUCAAUUUGUAUGCUAACGUUAGACCUUGCUACAGUCUCCCGGGAUACAAGACUCGUUAUGAUGAUGUAGACCUCAUUACCAUCCGUGAAAACACAGAGGGGGAGUAUAGUGGCCUGGAACAUCAGGUGGUGAGGGGUGUUGUUGAAAGUCUUAAGAUUAUUACUCGUCAAGCAAGUCUCAGGGUGGCUGAAUAUGCCUUUCAUUAUGCCAAGAGCCAUGGGAGAGAUAGAGUAUCAGCAAUACACAAAGCCAACAUCAUGCAGAAAACUGACGGUCUUUUUCUGAAGUGUUGUCGUGAGGUUGCAGAGAAGUACCCUGAGAUAAAAUAUGAGGAAGUUGUCAUCGACAACUGUUGUAUGAUGCUUGUGAAGAAUCCAGCACUUUUUGAUGUUCUAGUGAUGCCCAAUCUUUAUGGUGAUAUUAUCAGUGACCUUUGUGCUGGAUUGAUUGGGGGCUUGGGCUUAACACCAAGCUGCAAUAUUGGUGAAGGCGGCAUUGCUCUUGCCGAGGCUGUACAUGGAUCAGCACCUGAUAUUGCCGGAAAGAAUUUGGCAAACCCAACGGCUUUGAUGUUGAGUGCUGUCACAAUGCUUCGCCAUCUGGAGUUGCAUGAUAAAGCUGAUCAGAUCCAGAAUGCUAUCCUUAACACAAUUGCUGAAGGGAAGUAUCGAACUGCUGACCUUGGAGGCUCUUCAUCAACUACUGAUUUCACAAAGGCAAUCAUUGAUCAUCUCUGAAGAGUACGUCUGAACAUUUGAGCUGUGGCUCGACGGCAAAUUGUUUGCUGGGUGAUAUUCUUUUUGAAAAUGUGUUAUAGAUAUUUCUGUUGGUAUUGCGAGGGAAUAAGAUAACUUCACCUUGAGGCAUUUUUCUCUCUUGUUUUUGUGUAUCUUUUAUGCUUUUAGUUCAUUCUAAGAAAGGCAUUGGUUCUAUGCCUUGGAUGGCUUCAUAUCUCUGCUUCAAGAGCCCAUCCUCCAUUGGAAAGGGGUUUAAUGGAGAUGCAGUUCAAAAACAUUUCCAGGAAUCUUAUAGCUUGUAGCUUGCGGAAUUAAGUUAUGGAGUCAUUGGAGCCUAAAUUUCAUCUUUGCCGAAUACAACAUUCUUUACCACCGGGGGUGGUAGCUGACAAUUGGUUCAAUCUCACAGGAUUUGGUUACAAGAGGUUGCAGGUUCAAGUCGUGUGGACAACACUUGCUCAUGCCUUGCAACUUCUCUGAUGUGGUGCGAGUCUAGGGUUCUUAAUUGUGGUGCUUCUGUUGUGGAUUUCGAUACAUUAAAUAUGUCAGCAACACGCCAUUCUGGAUACCGCAAAUCAAUAAUUCGCCUCUCCCGAUAAAUAUACAGGAUCUCUUCAAUGCA
Rhododendron vialii is the source of this 1954-nucleotide messenger RNA. Its product is annotated as 3-isopropylmalate dehydrogenase, chloroplastic-like. Gene Ontology annotation, molecular function: isocitrate dehydrogenase (NAD+) activity; NAD binding; magnesium ion binding. Bases 208 to 1332 code for a protein of 374 amino acids. The transcript is spliced from 7 exons. Gene Ontology annotation, cellular component: mitochondrion. Lineage: Eukaryota; Viridiplantae; Streptophyta; Magnoliopsida; Ericales; Ericaceae. Gene Ontology annotation, biological process: isocitrate metabolic process; tricarboxylic acid cycle. The record is from RefSeq and is a predicted model, not a curated record.